AGGGGUUGCGGGAGGCGCCAUUUUGGGCCUGGUCAAGUCGGGAGGAGGGAGCGCCGGGCGCGCGGGGUGUCCGCACGGGGCCGGAACCGGCGUCCGAGGCACCGGCCCGCGGAGUCGGGGCCCCGCCCCUCCGCCCGCAGCGCUGAGCCCCGAGGGGGAGGCGGGGCCCGGAGGCCAGCGAUGGAGAGCGACUACUACAGCGGGGACCAGUCAGAUGAUGGUGGAGCUACCCCAGUUCAGGAUGAACGGGAUUCAGGGUCUGAGGCUGAAGACGAUGUAAACGAGCAGCAUUCUGGAUCAGACAAUGGAAGCAUAGAGCAUCAUUCAGAGAAUGAGCACAGUGAUGGCGAAGAUGAUGGUCCAACUAGAGAACAUCACAUGACAGACUCUGAAAAUGAAGAUAUCUCAAGGCAAAAAGACAGUGAUUCAGAAAAUGAGGAGCCCUCAAAUCACAAUGCCAGUGAUUCUGAAAAUGAAGGGACUCAUGGGGGUAAAGACAGUGAUUCUGAUAUUGAGGACCAUCCAAAUCAGCACGAAAGUGACUCUGAAAAUGAGGAUGCCAUAAAUCACCGAGCAAGCGACUCUGAAAAUGAAGAACCUCAAAAAGAUCACAGUAGUGAUUUUGAAAAUGAGGAACCCCAAAAGCAACUGGCCAGUGACUCUGAAAAUGAGGAACCCCAAAAGCAACUGGCCAGUGACUCUGAAAAUGAGGAGCCCCCAAAGCAACUGGCCAGUGACUCUGAAAAUGAGGAGCCCCCAAAGCAACUGGCCAGUGACUCUGAAAAUGAGGAGCCCCCAAAGCAACUGGCCAGUGACUCUGAAAAUGAGGAACCUCAAAAAGUUCAUGCUAGUGACUCUGAGAAUGAGGAGCCCCCAAAGCAUCUAGCCAGUGACUCUGAGAAUGAGGAGCCCCCAAAGCAUCUAGCCAGUGACUCUGAGAAUGAGGAACCUCAAAAAGUUCAUGCCAGCGACUCUGAGAAUGAGCCCCCAAAGCAUCCAGCCAGUGACUCUGAGAAUGAAGAGCCCCCAAAACAUACAGCCAGUGACUCUGAGAAUGAGGAUGCUCCCAGACGCAAACAAAAAAUAGAGUCUGACAGUGAUGGAGAGAACAGAAGAGAGGAAGCACAGAAUGACUCUCAUCAUUCAGAUAAUGAGCAGGCAGGAGAAAGAUUUCAUGGUUCUGACAGCGAGGAGGAAGGUCCAAAGAUACGGAAAAUAGCAGACAGUGAUGAAGAAGAGAGAGAGGAGGAGAAAUCAGUUAAGAGAAAAACAGCUGUCCUUUCUGACAGUGAGGAUGAUGAGAAAACACCUGCAAAGAAAGUACGAAUCCUGUCAGAUGUGGAAGAAUCUGACAGUGAUACAUCAGAGAAAUCUGGUAAAGCAAAGAAGAGUGUUGUAGCAUCAGAUAGUGAAGAUGAGGAGGAGGAGAGAAAGGACAGUGCUGGAAAGAAAAAAGAAGAGAAAGAUCUAUUUGGGAGUGACAGUGAAUCAGGGAAUGAGCAAGAGAACCUUAUUGCAGAUAUAUUUGGAGAAUCUGGUGAUGAGGAGGAAGAGGAGUUUACAGGUUUCAACCAGGAAGAUUUGGAAGAAGAAAAAGCCGAGGCAGAGAUGAAAGAGACAGUAGAUGAUUCAGACUCUGAUGAUAAUAUUAAAAGAGGGAAACAUAUGGACUUCAUGUCAGACUUUGACAUGAUGCUGCAACGGAAGAAAAACCUUAGUGGCAAGCGCAGACGAAACCGUGACGGCGGGACCUUUAUUAGUGAUGCAGAUGAUGUAGUCAGUGCCAUGAUUGUUAAAAUGAAUGAAGCUGCAGAGGAGGAUAGACAGCUGAAUACUCAGAAGAAACCAGCACUAAAGAAGCUAACUUUGCUACCAACUGUAGUUAUGCAUCUUAAAAAGCAGGAUCUUAAGGAAACUUUCAUAGAUAGUGGUGUGAUGUCUGCUAUCAAAGAAUGGCUUUCCCCUUUGCCAGAUCGGAGUCUACCAGCACUAAAGAUACGAGAGGAACUCUUAAAGAUUCUACAAGAGCUGCCCAGUGUGAGCCAAGAGACUCUGAAACAUAGUGGGAUUGGGCGAGCUGUGAUGUACCUCUACAAACAUCCGAAGGAAUCAAGACCCAACAAAGACAUGGCAGGAAAGCUAAUAAAUGAAUGGUCUCGACCUAUCUUUGGCCUUACUUCAAACUACAAAGGGAUGACUAGAGAGGAGAGGGAGCAGAGAGAUUUGGAACAGAUGCCCCAGCGAAGGCGAUUGAGCAGCUCUGGUGGUCAAACCCCUCGAAGAGAUCUGGAGAAAGUGUUAACAGGAGAAGAAAAGGCUCUUAGACCUGGCGAUCCAGGAUUUUGCGCUCGUGCAAGGGUUCCAAUGCCCUCAAACAAAGACUAUGUGGUCAGACCAAAGUGGAAUGUGGAAAUGGAAUCUUCCAGGCCCGGGACUAUUAAGAGAGGUAUUAGUCGUUUGGAAAAGCACAAGAGACGGUUUGCUGAACAGAAACGACUCAGCAAAGUGCAUCGGGCCAUCAAGUUCAGCAUUGAAGGCAACAGGAUGCCCCUGUAGCCAUGACACACUGUCUUCCCCAAGUUUGAGAGGUAUCCCUCAAGGGAGGUGUGACCAGUGCAUGUGCUUCAGCUGUUGGCAGUUUGCACAUUCAGUGGAAAAAAACCAAUAUGUAUGAGUAAGAGGAUACAUGCUGAAAAGCUCUCCUCUUAAUCCUUAAUGUCUAUACUGUGACCUGCUGGGUAACUUGAUGCAGGAUAUAAUCUGAUGUAGCACACAGUUUCUGCCAUGGUCCCUGCCACUACAGCUUCUGUAUAUACUGCUGGCAGGUGCUGUUUAAAAACAGCUACACCCAAAUAUACCUUUGUGUCUAAGGUUCUAAGUAGUUGGAGAGAGGAGCAGAUGCAGCAUUCUAAAAUGGGUUCCCAUUUGAUUAGAGCCUGCUUUUUAAUUUAAAACUUGGUACUUAUCUAACAAAUGACAGAAGCAGCAUUCUUAAACUUCAGUUUUGUACCUUAUGUCAUUCCAUAGUUUCUGGUUGAGGUGUUAGUAAUAUGAACAAGAUCUAAAAUAAGAGACUGAUCACUUGUUGGCCAAGGAAGUCAUUUUGUGAUGGAAGGCCUUAGGGAGGGGCUGGUAGCAGGUGGAGAAAAGAGUCCACUGGGGAGUGAGUAAAGAAGAGUCUUUUGCUGUGAACCUGGGAUGGAGAGAGACUGAUCAGUAAAUUUUAAAGUCUGAGAAUUGUUUUGACAACUCCUAGUCUGCAUUUCAGAUUGUGAGCAGGAAUGGCACAGAUUGAUAACUAGAGAAGAUAGUACAAAUUAAGCGCAGGAUUAUCUCUAACACAUUUCAGAUUCUUACUUAAGUUUAUUCUCUAAAUGCUUUUAAAGCAUGAAAGUUCUGGUUGGUCAGUUUUCUUUAUUAUGGAUAAAAUCAAUAUUUAUCCAGGUACUGGGAGUGAUUUCUCUGCAGAUGAGCCUAGCUUGAUGGAACUGGGUGGCAUUUGGAGUGUAUAAUAAGCAUUUAGCAUUUCAGAAAGUAAAAGCUGAGCCUCUUGCAACAUGUCUAUAAAAUAUGGCGUAUAGUGUCCUGAACCUCUUUGCUUUCCUAUAAGUGAAAGGCUAAGUGUCCGUCACACAUUAUUUCUGUAAGCUUUGUGGAAAAUAUAUGAAAACUCGUCAUUUCUAGGAAGUAUUGUUUACUGAUUUAAAGGGUCGUCUUUGUUUGUUUUUUUUGUCCUGUUUCAUUACAGAAUCUUUACAGUGUCUGUGCAAAACAACUCAACUGCUGCUUCAUCUUCAUCUUCCAGCUGCAGUUAGUCAAAAUACAGGGAAUGAAAUGCAGUAGUUUUUGCAGUACUUUGUAUGGCUAGAUUUCUUUGGCACUUCUGCUUUUCACCCCACUUCCCAAUAAUCUCCUGUUGGAGAAAUACCAAUCCAACUUUUACAUCUAAUUUACUAUUUACUACAAUUAGUUGCAAAGUUGGAUUGGUACUUCAGCCCAGCUAACAUUAUACAGAAUGGGAUAUUAGAGUGGGAAUGUCCACACGUCGCUCCCCACCACGAAAUGUAGUUUGUGAAGUACAUGAAAAUGUACCUCUGGUACAAGACUAUGUUUAAUAAAAAUUGUAAGAACUGUUCUAAAUAGUUUGUUUGGCCGGCAUGUGGACAGUGAUUGGUUACUUUUGUUUCCUUAAUAUGAAAGCUUUUAGCGUGUGAUAUGUUUUUUUUGUUUUUGUUUUUUGUGUGCGCGUGUGUAGAUAUCCUUGUAUGUGCAAUGCAUAUACCUGUACUGCCUUCCCUGUCCUCAUUCCCAGUCCCCAAGCUCUGUUUAAAUAUUUCUGGGACUUCAUCAGAUCCUGUGUUGCAGUGCAGCAGGUGCUGGAAGAUUUAACCAUGCAUGCCUUACAUUUCAUAAAGCCUCUGGGAUUUCUGCAUUUGUUUUCAAUAGGUUUUAUUU
Molecule: messenger RNA, 4455 nt
Organism: Alligator mississippiensis (American alligator)
Lineage: Eukaryota; Metazoa; Chordata; Crocodylia; Alligatoridae
Gene: IWS1
Product: interacts with SUPT6H, CTD assembly factor 1
Exons: 14
Coding region: 181-2556 (791 amino acids)
Biological process (GO): poly(A)+ mRNA export from nucleus
Cellular component (GO): nucleus
Source: RefSeq, a predicted model, not a curated record